Saccharomyces mikatae IFO 1815 is the source of this 1488-nucleotide messenger RNA. It is a transcript of the gene YEF1, whose product is annotated as NADH/NAD(+) kinase. Gene Ontology annotation, molecular function: NAD+ kinase activity. The coding region runs from base 1 to 1488 and encodes 495 amino acids. Gene Ontology annotation, biological process: NADP+ biosynthetic process; NAD+ metabolic process. The record is from RefSeq and is a predicted model, not a curated record. NCBI's taxonomy places the organism in Eukaryota, Fungi, Ascomycota, Saccharomycetes, Saccharomycetales, Saccharomycetaceae. The transcript has a single exon.
AUGAAAACGGAUAAACCAUUGAUAAAUGCUUCCACAGAUACGUGCAACACAAUAGAUAAUGAGGUGGAAACUGGGGACAAAUCGUCACCAAUCAAAGUUUUGAGUGACGGCAAAUUACUAGGCAACCUUGAUGAAUCAGGCUCAAUGAAAUGUGAUUACCAUAAUGUUAAGACCUGGGUCAGAAGACUAUCGAGCGAAACAAUUGUUGGUGACGAUGCAAAUAAUCUCUACCCAUUUUAUGUCGAUACUGCGUACAGUGUUCGACGUUUGAGAAAAGAUAUUAUAAACGCUAAAGUUAGACUGCACGUUGAAAAUUUAAUCAUUAUCUGUAACAUUAAUGACGUUUCCACUGUAUUUCUCAUGAGAGAAGCAGUAGAGUGGAUCCUACGCAACUUUCCAUCAAUAACUGUAUAUGUACAAGAUAUUUUCGAAAAGUCGACCCAGUUUGCUGCCAACGAUCUCUGUAAAGAUAGCCAUUGCAAUCAAAAUAGAAUAAGAUUUUGGUCAAGGGAUUUUGUUCAAAAUCAUGAUUCGUUCUUUGAUUUGAUGAUCACAUUAGGAGGCGAUGGAACUGUACUUUUUGCUUCAUCUAUGUUCUCUAAAGAUGUUCCGCCGAUUGUUCCAUUUUCUCUUGGAUCAUUAGGAUUCUUAACAAAUUUUGAAUUCCAAAAGUUCCAGAUUACAUUGAGAAACAUCUUAACAGAUAAAGUCCGUAUUAAUUUACGAAUGAGGCUGCAAUGUAAACUUUAUCGUAGAAAUAAACCAGAAAUUGAUACCAUAACUGGGAGAAAAGUGUGUUUCAUUGAUUUUGUUUCUGAGCAUCACGUGUUAAAUGAAGUAACCAUAGAUAGAGGUCCAGCUCCUUGUUUAUCUUUACUAGAACUUUAUGGACACGGCUCAUUGAUGACCAAGGUUCAAGGAGAUGGAUUGAUCGUUGCAACACCCACAGGAUCUACAGCGUAUUCAUUGAGUGCGGGCGGAUCUUUAAUAUCGCCGAGUGUGAACGCCAUAGCGGUGACGCCUAUAUGUCCCCAUACUUUAAGUUUUAGACCUAUAAUUUUACCAGACAGUAUGGAAUUAAAAGUUAGAGUAGAUAUGAACUCAAGAGGGACGUCGUGGGUCAACUUUGACGGUAAGGAUAGAGUUGAAUUGAAGCAGGGUGAUUAUGUAGUAAUAACUGCAAGUCCAUAUGCAGUACCGACUGUCGAAUCAUCUCCUAGUGAAUUUUUCGAAAGUAUCAGUAAAAAUCUUAAUUGGAAUGACCGCGAGGAACAGAUGCCAUUUGCACAUAUUCUUUCUCCAAAAAAUCAAAAAAAGUACAACAUAGAUUCAUCAAAAUAUGAAAACGACAAUAUAAGUCCCUUCUCUGAAAGCCCGUUCUCUGAAAGCCCAUUCACAAGUUCGGAUGCUGAAGAUGAAGAGAAAAAUUCCGUGGCAGGAACAGAGAUGGUUGUUGAACGGACUCGUCAAGCUUAUUUCGCAGUUUGA